Molecule: messenger RNA, 9425 nt
Organism: Carassius carassius (crucian carp)
Lineage: Eukaryota; Metazoa; Chordata; Actinopteri; Cypriniformes; Cyprinidae
Product: obscurin-like protein 1
Exons: 33
Coding region: 14-8782 (2922 amino acids)
Molecular function (GO): protein binding
Source: RefSeq, a predicted model, not a curated record
CAAGUGAGCAGGGAUGGAUGUGUUUGGUGGAGCGCCACGGUUCCUGGCCUACCCUCGUCCUGUGGUAGUACAAAGUGGCACAGAUGCAGUUCUAAAAUGCCAGAUUGGUGGGGAUCCCAGACCAGCAGUUAUAUGGGAGAGAAACAAUGAGAAAAUUCACCCAGAGGGCAGAUACCGGGUGUUUGAGGAUGGCAAUGUCUACAACCUUAUCAUAACCUCUGUGACAGUGGAGGACAGUGGACAAUACAUCUGUAAGGCCAAGAACUGCAUUGGAGAGACUUACGCAGCAGCCACUUUGAAAGUAGAAGGUGAAGCACAAGAGAUGGAGUUUCGGGAGGAAAACAAGCCACGCUUCCUCAUCAAGCCCCUCUCAACUAGAGUUGGACGAGGAGAGGAUGCCGUGUUCUCCUGUAAGCUGUGGGGAAACCCCAGACCAGAAGUGAUGUGGGAGAAGGAUGGCAAGAAGUUAAAUGAGAUCUUUGAAAGCACACAUUUCACCAUCAGCUAUCAGGAUGGAGGAUGGUUCCAACUAAAGAUUUUCAAGACAAGAGCACCAGAUGGAGGGGUGUACAUGUGUAAGGCCAGGAAUGAAUUUGGAGAGAGUCUGGCAGGGGCUGUGCUAUUGGUGGAUGCUGGACCAGGACAUGAGGAUGAAGGGAACCGUAACGGUUACACUAACGGCCACUGGAAAGCAUAUCAGGGAAAACAGAGUAGGCAAAGUAGUAGGCAAGUUGCAACAAGGCUGAAAGAUGAUCCACUGCCAAACUCAGCCAAAGUAAAAAUGUUUGCAGUGACAGAAGGGAAACAUGCAAAGUUUCGAUGCUAUGUAACAGGGAAGCCAAAACCUGAAAUAUUAUGGAGAAAAGAUGGGAGACUUAUCUUAUCUGGUAGACGGUAUCUUUUGUAUGAAGACAGAGAGGGUUACUUCACACUUAAAGUUCUCUACUGCAAACAACAGGACAAUGGAGUUUAUGUCUGUUCUGCCUCAAACACAGCAGGGCAAACCCUGAGUGUGGUACACCUUAUCGUCAAAGAGCCACCUGUCCGAUUUAAGCAACCACUGAAUGACUUGCAAGUAUGGGAGAGAGACUUAGCUGUUCUUGAGUGUGAAGUUCCUGAGGACUCUGUUCCAAUCACAUGGUACUUAGAAGACAGGCGACUACAACCUGGAGCCAAAUAUGGGAUGGAGGAGUGGGGGACAAUGCGGCGACUCACAAUUCGUGAUAUUGGGGUUGAUGAUGAUGGUAUAUAUCUAUGUGAAAUGGCUGAUGGGGGCAGAAGCAUUGCUGAGGUAGCAGUCAAAGGAACCAUUGUAAGAAAGCUGCCACGAAAAGUUGAUGUUCUGGAGGGGGAAAAUGCAGCCUUCUGUGUGGAAGUGGAGGAGGAAGAAAUGGACAUUCAUUGGUACAAAGAUGGAACAGAGCUAAGGGAGACCCAUCAGACCAUUGUCAAAUCCUUUGGAAGGACACACAUCUUGGUCUUUGUCAACACCACACCACAAGACUCUGGUUUGGUCAUGUUCUAUGUGGGUAGAUCGAAGACGUCAUCUCAGCUAAGGGUGAAAGCUGCAAGGCACUGUCCACCAAGCUGUCCUAUAGGGGUACAGAUAAACACAGAGCGAGCGAAUGCAGCUCUCCUGUCCUGGUUUCCAGCACAAGACUCUCGAAAGAAUCCACCUUCAGGGUAUAUAAUUGAAAGACAAGAAGUUGGCUCACAGGAGUGGCUGCAAUGUUUAACCACAGACUCUGCAACCUCAGUGGAGAUUCUUGGCGACAGCGUUCCAUGCGAGGCAGACUACAGAUUUCGGAUAUGCAGUGUCAACAAGUAUGGAAGGAGUGGAAAUGUAGAGUUCCCUCGAGCAGUUCAUCUCGUUCCAGUUGCCAGAAUCCAAGCCCCUCUACAAGAUGCUUUAGUGCCAGAGGGCCAGGUUGCCUGCUUUACCAUUGAGCUCUCUGCCUCAGUUAUAGGCACUUGGUUCUUAAACGGAAAUCAGCUUCAAGAUGAUGAACGUUUCUCCAUAAGGCGUUCGCGUACACACCAGUCCCUACGCAUUCGUGGGGUACGGAACACAGACAAUGGAGCAGAGAUCACCUUCAUUGCCUAUGGAAUUCGAGAUUCUGCUGCUUUGUACAUACAAGCUCCACUGGUAAAAUUCACUCCACUUUCUGAAAUGGAUCGAAACAAAUUUGUGGAGGUUGGCAACCCUAUAGUGCUCUACUGUGAGCUCUCAGACCCUGAGGCUCCAGUUCGUUGGUAUAAGAAUGGUGUUGAACUUCAUACAACGGAACGUCUGCACAUCCAAUCAGAAGGAACAAUGAGGAGGAUUGUCAUCCAAUCAGCUGAUUUCUCCCACUCAGGAGUUUAUAGUUGUGACGCUAUUGAUGAUGUCAUCAGGUUUAACGUGGAGGUUGAGGCCCCACCAGUGAGGUUCUUAGUCCUUCCAGAGGAUGAUAGGAACAAGUCCAUUGAAGCAGGCUCACCGAUAGCACUGCAAUGUGAGCUCUCAGAUCCACUCGCCCAGGUCUCCUGGUAUAAAGAUGGUGUGAAACUUUUACCACAAAGUGGACUAGACUUCAAAUCCAAGGGCACAAAGAGGCAACUAAUUGUCCAGGCAGCUGAAUUUUACCAUUCAGGGGGGUACAGCUGCAAGACAAGGGGUAAUGCUGUCCACUUCAAUGUGGAUGUUAAAGCCCCACCUGUGAGGUUCUCUGCUGUCCCUGAGGUUAAUAGGAGAAAGUGCAUUGAAGUAGGCUGCCCCAUUGUUCUGCAGUGUGAGGUUUCAGACUCUACUGCACAGGUCCAGUGGUACAAAGAUGGGGCUCAGCUCCUUGUAAAAUCUGGAGUAGACUUCAACUCAGAUGACUGUAUGAGAACACUCAGUAUUCAAUCAGCACACCCGUCUCAUGCCGGUGUGUACAGCUGCACAACAAAGGAUGAUGUCAUCAAGUUUCAUGUGGAGAUAAGAGCUGCACCGGUGAGGUUCUCAGCUGUUCCUGAAGCUGAGAAGAAUAAAUGCAUGGAAGCUGGUGGACACUUUGAACUCCGCUGUAAGGUCUCAGACUCUACAUCCCAAGUCAGCUGGUUCCACAACAAUACGCAGCUUCAGCUAGAGAGUGGUUUGGACAUUCAGUCAGAAGGAGAUGUAAGGACUCUGGUAGUCAAUCCAGCUGAACCCACUCAUUUUGGAUUGUACCACUGUGAAUCAUCUGACGACUCUGUCCCGUUCACUGUGGAUAUCAAAGACCCACCAGUGAUGUUCUCAGCAUUACAAGACAGCGUGAAGGACCAGCUGGUUGAAGCAGACUACUCCACUGAUUUGCAAGGUGAGAUCUCAGAUCCAAAUGCCAAUGUGUGUUGCUACGAGGAUGGUGUAGAGCUUGUCUCAAAAAGUCAGCCUCAUAUCAAAUCGGAGAGAACCAGGAGGACAUUAGCUGUCAAGACAGCACAGCCCUCUAACUCUGGAUGGUACGACUAUGUGAGAACGGGUGAUGUCAUCCAGUUUAAUGUACAAGACCAAGGGCCACCACCAACAUUUUUGGCUGAUCCUGAAGAUGAGAAGACCAAAUGCACUGAGGAAAUGGAACAUGUUGCAUUACAUUAUGAAAUUUCAGAUUUGACUCCGUAUGUCAGCGUGACAAAAGAUGACAAGGUCAUCCUCUCUCAAUCUAAGCCUGAACCUGAAGUUCACUCAGACACAUCCAGAAGAACUAUAAUCAUCCAUGCACCUGAGACAUCUCUUUUUGAAGUAAACACCCAAAAGACACCAGAUGAUCCCACCCCGUUUGAAAUGGACCAAGCAGAACUGUCUCACUAUGAGGUGUUCAGUGGUGAGACCUAUGAUGACUCUGUCCAGUGCACUGUGGAUAUAAAAGCUCCACCAGUGACAUUCUCCAGUGUCCCUGAGGCUCAACGGACCAUAUGCAUUGAGUCAGGAAGACCCUUUAAACUACAAUGCCAAAUCUCAGACCCUGAUGCACAAGUCUGGUGGUACAAAGAUGGGAAUGCAGUGCUUCUUCAAGAUGGCACUGUUACAAUGUAUGAGGAAGCAAUGAGAACACUCUCUGUGCAAAGUGCUGAAUUAUGUCACAGCGGAACAUACAGCUGCCAGACAAACAAUGACGCCAUCUCAUUCCAUGUGGAAAUCAAAGAAGUGGAGAAGAACAAGUCCACUGAAGUACACUUACCAAAUGUUCUGAAAUGUGAUAUAAAAGACUCUACCACUGAGAUGCUCUGGUGCAAAGAUGAUAUAGAUCUGGCCCCAAAACCUGGGCUCAAUUUCCAAAAAGAUGGAAAUAUGAAGAAACUAACUGUCCAAUCAGCAGACAUGUCUGAUACUGGAAACAACACAUGUAAUGCUCCAGGUGAUACCAUAUCAUUCAAGGUGGAUGUUCAAGCACACUCUGUUAGGUUCUCAGCACUCCCAGAAAUUGCGAGGAACAAGUUUAUCGAAGCAGGCUGUCCCAUUAUACUUCAGUGUGAAAUCUCAGACUGUACUGCCCAAGUUUCCUGGCUCAAAGAUGGAGUUGAACUCCAACAAGACAGUGGACUUGACAUCCAGUCAGAGGGCACUAUGAGGAAAAUGAUCAUCCAAUCAGCUGAGCUCAAACACUCAGGCGUGUACAGCUGUGAGGCUGUGGAUGAUUGCAUAGCAUUCAAGGUGGAUGUUGCAGCACCUCCUGUAACAUUUGGCUACAUACCAAAAGAUGAUCUGCUCAAAAAUAUUGUGGAACAAGACAAUCUACUCCUUUGCUGUCAAGUGUCCAGGUCAGAUGCUACUGCACAAUGGUACAAGGACGGAGCAGAACUAAAGCCUUGUGACAACAUCCUCAUAGAAGCAGAAAACACUAUACAAAGACUGAUCAUCCCUUCAGCUCAACUCUCAGAUUCUGGGACAUAUACCUGUCGGGCUGGAAAUAGUGCAUUAUUAUUUAAAGUUAAUGUAAGAGCAAUUCUCUUUUGCUUUACAGAACCUCCAGUGAUGAUUGUAUAUCCCAAGGAAGAUGUCCAGCUUGAUCGCUUUGUUCCUGAAGAAAUUGUUCUUAGCUGUGAACUUUCACGGGCAAAUGGAAAGGUGACAUGGUUCAAGGAUGGACAGAAACUACAGGAGAGUGAAAACAUAAAGCUAAAGACAGAGGGUCCAUAUAGACGGCUAAAAAUUCUACACAGUGGUGUUGAGGACUCUGGAGAAUAUGUCUGUGAUGCAGCUGAUGAUUCAAUAUUCUUCAAUCUAAACAUAAAAGAACCCCCAGUGCGCAUAGUUUCUCCAAGCCAAUCCCAAAUGGAACUUUGCCAGCAGACUUCUGAAAGGAUGGUCCUGAGCUGUGAAAUCUCUAGACCAAACGCCACUGUACGUUGGUAUCGAGAUGGACUUGAAGUAGAGGAGAGUGACAGCCUAAUUCUGGAGGUUGAUGGUGUCUAUAGGAGACUUAUUAUCCCAAAACCUACCGUCAAAGACUCUGCAGAAUAUGUCUGUGACACCGCUGAUGACUCAGUGACCUUCUUUGUAAACAUUGCAGAGCCACCAGUUAGAUUUAUUCGGCCAAGGAAAAUGGCCUAUGGAGUAGAGAAACUUGUGGGAGACACUGUGGUUCUGGAGUGUGAAGUGUCUCGACCAAAUGCUGAAGUCACCUGGAAGAAGGAUGGAGAAGAGAUAGAGGAGAACAGCAACAUAACUAUCACAGAGGAUGGCACAAGUCGACAUUUAACCAUUCACUCUGCAGCUUUUGAAGACACAGGGCAAUAUGUCUGUGAUGCUAGAGAUGAUGUGAUGGAUUUCCUAGUGAAAAUCAAAGAUCCACCACUAAAAAUUCUGCGAAAAGCUGACCUAAAAACAAAGUGCCGAUUUUUAGCAUCUGAUGCUAUUGUGUUAAAAUGUGAGAUCUCAAGACCAAAUGGAGUGGUCAGUUGGCUUAAAGACAAUGAGAAGAUUGAGGGAAAUGAGCAUUUCAUCUGUGAAGAGGAAGGGACAUUCAGAUCUCUGAUUGUCCCCAGUGCUGAAUUGAAGGACUCAGGGGAGUACAUCUGUGAUGCACAAGAUGAUAAAGUUGGCUUCAGUGUUACUGUAGAAGAGGCUCCAGUGUCCAUUAUUGGAAAUUCAGAGAAGCCAGAACACCACAUUUUAAUGACAGGAGAUGAUCUUAUCCUGGAAUGUGAGGUAUCUCGAGUAAAUGCUAUAGCCCAGUGGUACUGCAAUGGAUGUUUGCUACAAGAGGAUGUACGCACACACAUUGUAAGCAGAGAAACAACAAGAAAGCUUGUGCUGUCAGGACUUCAGACAUCCGACUCUGGAGAGUAUCUCUGUGAUGCCAUUGAUGACAAAAUGAUAACUAGGCUAACAGUUCAAGAACCCCCAUUUAAAUUCAUUAAAAAAGAUGAAAGAACAAAUAUUUCAGCCUAUGAAGAAGACAGUGUGACACUACGUGCCACUGUUAAUAGGGUCAGUGCCCCAGUGAAAUGGCAGAGAGGCCAUAAUCCAAUCAGAAGUGAUCGUUUCCACACAACAAGUGAUGGUAACACCCACUACCUCACUAUUAACCCACUUAAGAGAUGUGAUACUGGAGAGUAUACGUGUCAUGUGGAAUCUGACGAGAUGCAUUUCAUUCUCCAUGUUAAAGCAAUGAAGGUAAAAUUCUCCAAACCACUAGAAAAUGUAGUGGGACUCAAAGGUAGUGAUGUGGUUUUAAAAUGUGAACUGUACAAGUCCAAAGGAGAUGUUCAGUGGCUUAAAGGCAAUCAAGAGAUUGCACCAAACAGACACUUUACAAUCAGAGCUGAGGGUCGAGUGAGAAGCCUGACAAUACAUGAUGUCACAGAAGAUGAUGCAGGAGAGUAUGCUUGUGAAUCUAAAGAUGAAAGGAAAUCAGCUACUGUAGUGGUCAAAAUUCCUCGCAUUGUGGAGUUUAUCGCAGAGCUACACAACAUAACUGUCAUGGAAGGAGAAGACGCAACAUUUAAGUGUAUGGUAUCUCCAGAGGAUGCAAAGUUGGCCUGGUUUAGGAAUGCCCAGCCAAUUUCAUCAAAUGAGAAGUUCAGCAUCUCAAGUAAUGGAUUAUGCCAUGUGCUGCAUAUCACCAACUGCCAAGUCUCAGAUAGCUGCAAGUUAACAGCCGAGGCUGAAGGUGUGAUUUCCAGAGCUACCCUUCAAGUCCAAGAGGCACAGGUGCUUUUCACAAAGAGCUUGUGCCCGGUAGUUGCAGAGGAGUUUGGUGAAGCAACGCUUGAGGUGGAGGUCAGCCUUGAAACUGCAGAGGUACAGUGGAUGAGACAAGGAGUGGUAAUACAUCCAGGGUCCAGAUUCAUCCUGAAGCAGAAUGGCAAAAAGCGUUCUCUCACAAUCCACAAACUGACACUUUCAGACCGUGGCACCUACAGCUGUGAAACGCUUCAUGACCGUACACAAGCCAAGCUCGCUGUGGAACCACGAAAAAUCAAGAUUUGGAAAGGUCUAACUCAGAUCCAGACUUAUGAACGAGAGACGGCUUCUUUUGAGGUGGAGCUGUCACAUAGCAAUGUGGAGGGUGUAUGGCAGAAGGAUGGGCACAUUCUCAAAAACAACAACCGUUUGCGUAUGACUGCGAAAGGGCAAGUACACAGCCUAACCAUCUCCAACCUGACCUUGGAUGACACUGGAACCUACAUAUUCUCUGUUGACACCAUCAGAUCAAUAGCAAAAUUGGACGUUAAAGAAAUUCCUGUAUCAAUUCUGAAAAAGCUUGAGGAUAUCAGGCAACCAGAGGGAUCUGGUAUAACCCUUGAAUGUGAGCUCUCACGGCACAACGUGGACAUAAAGUGGACAAAGAAUGAUGUACAUCUUAAACCAGGAAAAAAUAAUCGUAUUUAUUCGAUGGGAAGAAAGUGUUUCCUACAGAUACUGAAGUGUGAGCUGGGAGACUCUGGUUUAUAUGUGUGUGAUGCUGGAGAUGCCACAACAUCCUGUACAGUGGAUAUCUAUGAGAGGGAGCUUGAGAUACUACAAAGCUUAGAGGAUCUGGAUAUUCAAGAAGGUCAGAAUGCAGUGUUCGUGUGUGAAGUGUCCCUGGAUGAUGUGCCCGGAGAGUGGUUUAAGAAUGGCGAGAAGAUAAAACCAACCAGCACCAUUAAGAUCCGUCAGGAAGGGACAAAGCACUUCCUCCUCAUAUGCAAUGUCAAAGAAGACGAUUCUGGAGAAAUGAAGUUUGUUGCCAAGAAUCUUGAGACAACAGCUUACCUUGAGGUGGAAGCACUACCAGCAAACAUUGUGAAACCACUUCAGGAUAAAACUGCUCUGGAAAAGACCCGUGUCAUACUGGACUGCACUGUGACAAAUCCCCGUUGUAGCAUUCGCUGGUAUAAGGGCCCAAAUGUCAUCCUGCCCUCAGAACACUUUGAGAUCUGCAGUGAAGGAUGUUACCGAAAACUUGUGAUUCAGCAGGUGUUGCUGGAAGAUGAGGGCACCUACAGUGUUCAAGUUGGAAACUUCACAUCUUCAGCAAAACUAACUGUUGAAGCUCAAUCGGUCCUGAUGGUGCGAGAGCUGCAGGAUGUGGAUGUAACAGCUCCUGCUGACGCAUGCUUUGAAUGUGAAGUCUCUGCGCCAGUGGCCAAGGCACCUACCUGGACGCUGAAUGGGGAGACGCUGCAUCCUGGUCCUAAAGUUGUGGUAGAGAAAAUGGGAACCGUUCAUAAGCUCACUCUCAUACAAACAUCUGAAGACAUGGGUGGCACCGUGUGCUUUAUUACUGGGAGAGCUAAAAGCACUGCACAUCUGCAGGUCAAAGGUAUGCCACUGAGAAACAACACAUAAGCACUUACAGUGCAUAAUACUCAGCUACGCCACUAUUUACAUACAAAAACACCAAAUGAAAUGAUGAAACUAUUAACUCUUUUGAUGUGUCUGAAAUUGAGAGCGCUAUCAUUAAUUUAUUUGAAAUCAAAAUUAUAAAUCUUUAGUGUCAUGUUUUACACAUUAUAUCCCACUUUACAUGGUUUACCAUCCAUAACAUAAUAAUAGUUCAGUUUUUCUAAAUUUAUGAUCAAAUGCAUUGUGCUUUAUAAAAAAAUACACAAAAUGAAUAACACCAGGCCAGAUAUCCUUAUGACUUAAGUUUCUUGCACAGUAAUUUGGUAUUUAAUUUUAGAAAUUUGUGUAUACUGUAUAUCCUUGUAUAGAUAUUCUUUGUGUAGUUUUUUUUUUAUUAUUAUUAUUUUGUGGGAUGCAGAUUAAAGUGAGGUUAAGGCAUGUAAUACAAAUGUGCAGGGCCAAAGAUGAUCAAAAGAGCAUUUGGGAUGGAAAUUGACUUUUACAAAGGAAGGGAAACAUUUACAUAUAAAUGAAAAUGGUUUUGAGUUUUAAUAGUUUGCUUCUGUUGUAAGAAAAGUAUGUCACAGUUCAUGCCUUUUUACUUAAGUAUCCAAAUAAAGUGCUGCAGUUUCCUCUUGUUUAUCAA